This is a messenger RNA of Babesia sp. Xinjiang, 4683 nucleotides long. RefSeq lists its product as uncharacterized. NCBI's taxonomy places the organism in Eukaryota, Apicomplexa, Aconoidasida, Piroplasmida, Babesiidae. The record is from RefSeq and is a predicted model, not a curated record. The transcript has a single exon. Bases 1 to 4683 code for a protein of 1560 amino acids.
AUGUCUGACGACGUUCUAGAUGGCACCCUCGGCCCACUACUUGGCGUCGAAGGCUGGUUACAGUCUUUGCGGGGCAAAGACCAGCCCAACUAUUAUGCACAGACGGGGCAAUAUGCUGAAGAGGAUUCUCACCUAUUAAAAUGCAUACGCGAUACUUCCUUCACGGCAUACUGUGGCGCAUUUAAAACAUCGCAAAAUAGUCCACUGAAACAACCGUCGAUCGGCCCACCAACAACAGAAGAUAUGGGUCUCAUUGCCAGUAAUGCUUGCAAGGAAACAGAAAACGAUGAAUCUGAUGAUCCUGAAACCUCGGCCGUCACCGCUGUUAGCGAGACCUCAACGACAUCACGAUGCAGCGAUACUAUAUCACCAAAACCCGUGCAGAAAGAAAAUGGUGUCUGCACUGGUCACCCAAGACGUAGAGGGCGACCGCCAUCGUCAUCUCGGGUCGAACCACCUGAACCUGCUAAAAAACGUCGUAUCCCCAAAGCAAGUUCCCCUGGACCGCCAAAUGUUCUAGAUGCCACAACAUUCGCAAAAAAGUUCUUUGGUCUUGCCGAUGAAAUGCACAUAAAUUAUCAUUGGAACAAGUUGGACCUUGAUGUGUUAGAAUCUGCUCGACACCGUGGACUAGAACCAACAACACUAGGACAUGUGCUACGUAAACGCAAAAAACUUUGGGCACAGAUACAAUGUAUACACAAAAGUGCAAAAGCGCACUUUGAAAAACACAUGCGUUUAUACCAGCGACAGUUUGAAAGCUACAACAAAUCUAGCGAUGGUUGGGUUAACGUAAAUGUAGAACACAAACCAGACCCUGUUUUUCUAAAAGCCAGAACAUACUUAACCGGGGUGCAAAAUGUAACCAAAAUAUUGACACCACCGAGUAGCGUCGCAACACAGGGUAGCGGUCAGAAGGAGCUAUCUGAUGGUCCUACAGCUGGUAGACGACCUGGGCAUCCUAAAAAACCUGCAGUUAAAGGGGUAUAUAAUUGGAAUAACGUCAUAUAUUACCCUAAUCUAAGUGAUUCGGGAGAAGUUAUACAUCGUCAUGCUCGCAGGACACUUCGUCUAUAUAAGAACUUGUACGACUGCUUAGUACACGGCUGGGUGCAUCCUGGUUUAGUGGUUUGCGAAGUCAGAGAUGUAACACAUCCCAUACGUUUCGCGACACCAACGGACCAGGACUGCUUUACAGUGGUUUACGCUGGACCCCGAAUACCAGAAACUGCUACCCAAAGGGUUGUAUUCGGUGAAUAUACAGGGGUCGUCUACCGUGAAGAUUCAUUGGAGGAUACGUUAUUUGAGUAUGCAUUCGAACUUAAUUUCUCGCCAUCUGCUUGGAUUAAUGCCGAUUUUGAGUAUUAUAAGGAUUCAGCUGAUAUCGAGGAACAUGACAAUAUGGUCAUGCUCCCAAAUACCUCAAAGUUCGUAUUAGAUAGUAGCCAAGCAUGUAAUGAGCUAAGUUUGGUUAACCACUAUCAGUCGAUAAAGGUAUAUGGCGGUGAGAAGUGGCCAGUUCCAAACUGCGAGUGGCAGCAAGUGUUUCUCGACGGUUGGCCGCACGUAGUGCUCACGUCGAAGGUGGGUGUCGCUGUCAACCCUGGUGACGAACUGGUUGCCGAUUUCGGCGCUCUUUGGUUUUCAAAGGUGGAAGAAACUGCCCACAAAUAUAUAAGAAAUGAAGUUAUAGGUUAUAGACUUGGACGAGUGGCGGCCCGUGCAACGGCUCUGCAAUUGGAAAUGCCUCAACGUCCUCUUAACAAAAUAGAUGUAGGAUUGAAACCCAAUACUGUGUCUACAGCCGCAGCUAUGUGUGCUAUAUGCUACAAAACGGUCGAGGAUCAAAGUGAAAGUUCAACAUCUGAGGAAACGGAACUGGAGUCUGAGUCAGUAUCUUGCGAUGGAUGCGAUCGUUUCUUUCAUAUCGAUUGCAUACGAAGUAUGAACGCAGCGUCGGCUUUGCAUUUGGUCAGAGAUGGUUUGCGUCCUACAUGGGCACCUUCCGAUACCUAUAAGGGUAUUCCUCUAGGUUCCGGUAAAUUUUACUGCAAUUUUUGCAGACAUCUGGCUAAGAAGAUAUUUAUGCACGAUGCAGGAUGUGAUUAUAUGCCACUUGCCCAUGAUUAUAAAGAUUCACUCGUGCCUCAGCAGUUUGUCUCUUCCUAUACGAAGAUGGAUUUAACUAGCUGCUUUGACAAUAAGCGUAGGAAUGUAGAUGGAGAAGAAAGACAAAGACGAUUGGUUUUGAGCGGCAAUGUUGAUUUUACAAUGUCUCGAUCGUCGGCACCACAUUUUUUGAUGCGACCACUUAAUAACCCUACGCUGUUUGAUUUGGCCAAGGCUGGGCAAAACACACCACGUUCAGAGAACGACAGUGGGCAGGCAUCACGUGGAAAUGGUAAAUUGGGACAUUUGGGAUUGUCUCCUGUGGCUACCACUGAUUCGGCUGACCCUUUGUCCGCAUUACUGAGUAAUGGUACCACUAUCGUUCCUUCAUCAACGUCGUCAUCAGAUGAUUCGUCCCAAUGUAAGAGGUGCCAACUGAAAUCAAUGCAAGGUGCAGUCAUAGAUUCCAUCGAAACCCCUAGAACAGUUGAAGUUGAUGUUCUGGACACCCUGCCGCCUAAUACUGACAAUAGAAAGGUACCCCAAUCGUGCUCAUAUGCUAUGGAUAAUGACAAACAGCGUGCUUCUAGGCGUGGUAAUGAACGCCAACUCCUACGUCCCAAUAGUUGUGGGAUCCCAACGGUUGCCUGCAUGGUUCAUUCAAGGCACGAAAAGGAUUCAAGGUUGUGUAAUGGUGUCAUAGCACUGGAUAACAUGCUGGCCGUGGUGUCUCGGUCAGCUACUGCUGCGAAAUCGAAGACUGCCAUCAUAUCCGAUGAGGGUGGCGGGAAUAUCAAGGGUUUACUUGAAUGCGAAGUUAAUAUUGUGAAAACAACCUCCGAAACCAAGGACCGCAGCCCUAAAUCAUCAACGUUGCCAAAAGGUUCGAAUAUCCCAGACGGGGAUAAAGAAAAUAAAAAUGAAGCGCAUUCAGAUUCUAACAGUCAUGUUGAGCAAUCUGUGAGGGUUGAGGCAAGAAGAAAGCGUACGUCACAAUCAAAGUCAAAUGAUGUUCCCUUGGAAAAGGUAAUUUCCACUGCGAAUAUUGGUCGUGCUGCAGACUUCUUUAAGGCCAUUGAGAGACGACCUAAUAGUGUACCUAUUCGUAGGCUUCCAGAUCGAACGGUUACUUUAAAGUUAAACGAGGAUACUACUUUGGCGGAUUAUCUUGGUUGCAAGUACCUUGCUGGAAUGUGGCAAGUUGAGCCUUUUGCGCUAUUUGGAGACACUGUCCGGGUUUGUACGGAGUGCUACAAGAACAACGGUUCAAAGGCUAAUGUAUACGUCUGCCGUAUUCUUAAGCGUCAUUUAUCUGGGAAUUUUGACCAUCCGAUGAACACCACUCCGUCCCAGAUCCGUGAGCUUGUACUCAUGGCCUAUGACCAACACGUGCAUAUGUUGUUGAGGCUAUUGGUGCUGAAGAACAUUGCGAUAAAGUUUAUGUGCAGGUUAUGUUGUCAUUUCGUCGGUCGGCAAUUAUUCCUUCGUAAGCAAGAGGGUCAUCCUCCACUUCCAUUCCCAUCUAGUUUCAUGGGCCAGGAUUCAGGACCUCCUGAAGGAUUAUUGGCGACCCCUUUCGGUCUGGUGUCAUCCAACAAUGGUGAUAAUACUCGCGUGCUUCGGCCACAACAGAGGAAGAUUUUGCAGUCACACCUAUCUUCGUUCGUCACUUCUGUGAAGAAUGCAGUGUUUAGUGUACCCGUAAGCUCUAAGUCCGAACCAUCUCUGAGCUAUGAUCUUUUAAAUGCAAUGGGUGCGUUUAGCGACGAGUUUUCUCGCCUGGCUAAAUGCGACGAUAUUGUGCAAUACCUCAACGACCUGAUGUCACACAAGGUAUUAGAUGCGGAUAACAUCCCAGGACAAUUGCAGCAGAUGUUGACUAAGGAUGAGUUGAAUCGUUUUAUGGUGUUCCGUCACUUGUCAGAACGUUCUCCCAGUCCUUUUGGUACUACCCACACCCCGACCGUCCAAGUGAAGAAACGGUACCGUGGCGCCACGUUCAUGCCAAUACUUGGCGUAGUCCCUAAUCGAACUUUUAUCUAUCGCCAAUUUAAGGAUGGAUAUUACAAGGGCACGGUGACUGAAUACACAGAGGAUUCAUCUUCGGGUAAGGUAUCGUUCCUGGUGUCCUACAGUGACGGUGAUGAUGAGAUGCUAAGUCAUGAUGAGUUGGUAAAGGAGGUUCUGGACAACAUACAAAACAUCGAGAAUGUGAUUGAAAAUCUUUCGCCAAACGACAUGCACAAUGAGGAAUUACUAAUAAAGAUUCAUGGCCGGGGUGAUAAGUUGGCGUCCGUCAGUGAGACUGUUCGUCGGGAGUUAGUGCGGAAUCUGAGUCUACAUAGAGGUUCGGAUUCUGGCAAAAAGGGUGAUUCUCCCAGCAAAAAUGCACACGUUUCUUCCAGUCGCCACGAAGAUCGUGAAGGCACACCCAAGGGAGGUGACAAGCGCAGGCGUGUCAGUGACACUGGAUCUUAUGCUGAGAUAAAGCGUAGAGGCACUAAGGCGGCCUCUAGUUCUCGUAUGAAGUCUAUAAAUGAUGGUGAAACUACCGAUACAGAUAUGUCAAGUUAG